Molecule: messenger RNA, 2496 nt
Organism: Vitis riparia (riverbank grape)
Lineage: Eukaryota; Viridiplantae; Streptophyta; Magnoliopsida; Vitales; Vitaceae
Product: HVA22-like protein k
Exons: 8
Coding region: 16-2145 (709 amino acids)
Biological process (GO): RNA modification
Molecular function (GO): RNA binding; protein binding
Source: RefSeq, a predicted model, not a curated record
CAUGUGUAACCGUAAAUGAGGUCAAUCAAAGAUGGGCUUCGAUUUCACGCCCACGCCAUAAAAAAGGGCAUCACAUCCACCGUCUUCACAUCAAAUCAACUCAUUCAUCUGUACUCUAAACACGGUCUUUUGGCAGAAGCCCAUAAGUUGUUCGAUGAAAUGCCUGAGCGAAAUGUUUUCACUUGGAAUGCCAUAAUUUGGGCUUAUAUAAAAACCCAGAACCUGAAACAAGCGCGGGAGCUAUUUGACUCUGCUCCAAGCAAAGAUUUGGUGACUUACAAUUCAAUGUUAUCGGGUUAUAUAAACACUGAUGGAUAUGAGACUAAUGCGCUUAAAUUAUUCAUUGAAAUGCAAUCAUUGAAUGAUGAAACUCGAAUUGAUGAGUUUUCUUUGACAAGGAUGCUUAACUUGUCCGCAAAGUUAUCCAUGGAGUCUUAUGGGAAGCAACUGCACUCAUAUAUGGUGAAAACUGCAAACAAUUUAAGUGGGUUUGCUGUGAGUUCUCUUGUUGACAUGUAUUCCAAGUGUGGGUGUUUCCGUGAAGUAUGCCAAGUGUUUGAUGGAUGUGCUGGGGUGCUUGAUUUGGUUUCAAAGAAUGCAAUGGUGGCAGCUUGUUGCAGAGAAGGUGAGUUGGAAAUGGGGGUGAAUUUAUUUUGGAGAGACCUCGAGUUGAAUGAUGUGGUGUCUUGGAACACAUUGAUUUCAGGGUAUGUUCAGAAUGGUUGUGAGGAGGAUGCACUGAAGUUGUUUGUUCAUAUGAAGGAGAAUGAAGUGAGAUGGAAUGAGCACACUAUCGCGGGUCUUUUAAGCGCUUGCGCUGGUUUAAGGAGUUUGAAGCUUGGGAAGGAAGUGCAUGGUUGGGUUUUGAAAUAUGAGUUGGGUUUCAACCCAUUCAUAAGCAGUGGCCUUGUUGAUGUCUAUUGCAAGUGUGGUAAUCUGAAGUAUGCAGAGUUAGUUUAUGCGACAAUUGGGACUGGGAAUGCCUUUUCUAUCACUUCAAUGAUUGUGGGGCAUUCCUCUCAAGGCAACAUGGGAGAAGCUCGGAGGCUUUUUGAUUCUUUAACUGAGAAGAGUUCUAUCAUAUGGACAGCUUUGUUUACUGGGUAUGUCAAAUCACAGCAAUGUGAAGCUGUGUUUGAACUUUUGAGUGAGUUCAGAGUGAAGGAAGCAAUGGUUCCAGAUGCUUUGAUCCUCAUCAGUGUACUGGGUGCAUGUGCAAUACAAGCUGCUCUUAAUCCUGGAAAGCAGAUUCAUGCUUAUGUUCUAAGAAUUGAGAUUGAACUAGAUGAGAAGUUGCUCAGUGCUAUGGUUGAUAUGUAUUCAAAAUCUGGGAAUAUAAAAUAUGCGGAAAAGAUCUUCCAAAGAGUUACUAACAGAGAUGCAGUCAUUUACAAUAUAAUGACAGCUGGGUAUGCACACCACGGGCAUGAGAAUCAAGCUAUCCAGAAAUUUGAGGAAAUGUUGGAGAGAGGUGUUAGACCUGAUGCAGUCACCUUUGUUGCACUUCUAUCAGCUUGCCGCCACUGUGGUUUAGUUGGAUUGCGGUUGCUCCUUUGUCCACUUGGUUCCAACGUUGUGGUCCGAACGGCAUGCUGUUCCGUGGGAAUUGUUUUUCCUGUUUAUUCUACAUUUAAAGCAAUCGAGAAGAAAGAUCAAAACGAGCAACAGAGGUGGCUUGUGUACUGGGCAGCCUAUGGAUCUUUUAGCCUUGCAGAAGCAUUUGCAGACAAAGUUCUUUACUGGUUUCCACUCUACUACCAUAUGAAGUUUGCAUUUCUUGUUUGGCUUCAACUUCCAUCUACUGAUGGGGCAGGGCAUUUGUACAUGAGGCAUCUGCGUCCAUUCCUUUUGAGGCAUCAAGCUAAACUUGAUCAAAUUAUGGGGCUUUUAUAUGGUGAAAUGGCUAAAUUUAUUAGUCUACACCAAGCAGAAAUCCAGUUGGCAAGGACAUUUGCCAUGAAGGUUUUGGCAGGAGUCCGAGAUAUCAUUCACUCAGACGCAAAGCAAGUGACUCGCGCGAUCGAGGGUCCAACAACCAGACGGAUGCAUGACUCAACAACAACCCAACCAACGCAUGAUUCAGUGAUUGAGAACCCAACAACAGGGACACAAACACAGGACUCAGAAUCCAACCAUGAAGAAUGAUGCCGUCUUCGACAAAGAAGAAAAAAUCAAUCUUUGCCCCCUACCAGAAAUUUGUAGCAAAUAAUUUCCAUCUUAGAAGAAGCAAAAACCAAUCUUUGCACCCUAGCAGAAAUUUGUGGCAAAUAUUUUUUUUUGUGUGUUUGAUAGGGCUUUCAGCUUUGGGCAUAUUGAUAGAGUACAAAAAUUUGUGAAUGGAAUUGGGUUUUAAGCUGUAAAUUUAUGGGUUUGCUGGUGUAGUUUUAGCUUAUUGUAUCUAUAAAUGGUUGAAUGCAUGAAACUGAAAAUCAGAUAUUGCUGUAAGGCCUGAACAUUUGUGGACUUGGUGAUUGAUUCAAAACUUUUUUUUUUUUU